CUUGGAAGUUUCAACGACGUGUAAAGACUUGAGCAAAAAUUAUUGAGAUUUGUUUAUAAUCAAUUGAUGAAAUUAGGCCAAAUUUAGUAGUUUUACAAAUAUAUUUAAGUAUAAAUUGCGGUAAUGAAGCGCUUAAACAUUUAUGGUGCAUUCCUGGCCCUUGCCGGACCUGGCACCAAGGAGGAUAUUAUCAUUCAGGUGGCGAAGCAACAAAACAUUCGCUUCAACGAGCUGCCGCAGCUGCAGAAAGAGGUGGAUCAGGCAUUGGAGGAAAGUCAACGGUUGGGAUUCAUCGAUCGCCAGGGAGCAAUUUACAAGCUAUCCAUGGAAGUGCCACCGUCAAAAAGCCACAACAGUACGACCAGUAAAACAGCUUCAACCAAGACUAAUAAAGAGACAAAUGUGGAGCGCAAUACCAGACAACUUAAUGGACAAGGAGAUGGAAAGCGUAGUCAGUCCGCCGUCAGCACCAGAAGUUCUCACAAGUCGACCAACAAUACCUUGUGCUCGACAUGCAGUGGAAUGGAUCCGAAAUCUUGUUUAGAGCGGCGUAAGAAUUCCAAUAACUUGGACAAGAUUAUAUUGGCCAAGGACGCGAGUGUCUGCUCCAUUUGUGGCCUAGAGAGUGAAAAGCCCGUAAGCCCAGAAGAACAGGAGGCUGUCUGGCCGAAUAUGCGUACCGUAUUAUAAAAUAAGCCAAAUCAGAAGACUUCAAAAUUCGAUCUAUCCUUUAUCAGAAUUGGAAAACUUCCCAAAAAAUUGUGUGUUCCUGUCAUUUGAUAUAAUAUUGUAUUGACCCAAAAACAGAGAAACGUUUAUAUUUAUUACAGUGCUUUGAUUCCCCAAAUAAAACCAGAUAUCAACAAAACUGA
Messenger RNA from Drosophila innubila, 872 nucleotides. RefSeq lists its product as uncharacterized. NCBI's taxonomy places the organism in Eukaryota, Metazoa, Arthropoda, Insecta, Diptera, Drosophilidae. The transcript is spliced from 2 exons. The record is from RefSeq and is a predicted model, not a curated record. The coding region runs from base 124 to 690 and encodes 188 amino acids.